CUUUCUGAUUUUUUUCCUCAUUAUAGGCCUCAGGAGUGCAAGUUGCUGAUGAAGUAUGUCGCAUAUUUUAUGACAUGAAAGUUCGGAAGUGCUCCACACCAGAAGAAAUCAAGAAAAGAAAGAAGGCUGUUAUUUUUUGUCUCAGUGCAGACAAAAAGUGCAUCAUUGUAGAAGAAGGCAAAGAGAUCUUGGUUGGAGAUGUUGGUGUAACCAUAACUGAUCCUUUCAAGCAUUUUGUGGGAAUGCUUCCUGAAAAAGAUUGUCGCUAUGCUUUGUAUGAUGCAAGCUUUGAAACCAAGGAAUCCAGAAAAGAGGAGUUGAUGUUUUUCUUGUGGGCACCAGAAUUAGCACCUCUGAAAAGUAAAAUGAUCUAUGCGAGCUCCAAGGAUGCAAUCAAAAAGAAAUUUCAAGGCAUAAAACACGAAUGUCAAGCAAAUGGGCCAGAAGACCUCAACCGGGCUUGUAUUGCUGAAAAGCUAGGUGGAUCCUUAAUUGUAGCUUUUGAGGGAUGCCCUGUGUAGAUCGUCAUUCAGUGCCACAAAUUGAAAGCUUCCAUGUUUAAUGUUAUCCUCUUGCUAUAUAAGUAAAGCAGAUAUGUUUAGGCCAGGGUCUCACUGAGGGGGAACUGUCUUGUCACCUGUUAGAGUAAACAUUCUGUAAACAUGUGCAAAAGGCCCUAAAUAAAUCUAAAAUCUAAAGUUUUAUUGAUGUGAAAUUAAAUUUUUAUUGGCCAAAUGCCUGUUUUGAUGAGUUGGCUUGUAAAGAUUAAGCUAAUGAUUUUUAAUAAUGCAGUUCACAGAGCAGUACAAGGCCACAUGAAGAGAAUUAUUGCAUCUUGUUAACCUCAGCAGUUACUUUGUUUCUUUUGCUUAGAGAAUUGGUAACAAUCUGGUUAUAAUUUUAGCCCAAAUCCUUUAUACUCUCUUGAGCUAAACUGAAUAAUGGAAAAUACUUCUGCUCACAACACAGAACAGCACUAAUAUACUAACUACGGUAAGCUGAAGUCAGGCAGUCUCCUGACUCACCAGAUGUGUCGUGGAGACUGCCGCGCUGUGGUGUACGCCUCUCGUCCGCGCCGACCUUGCAGAGCAGUUUCCAGCACGCAGUGUGGGAGCAGGGAGCAGCUCCCUGCUCCUGCAGCAAGCUCUCCACUCGCUAGUGGGAGACUGUUCUGAGAGUGACCCUGCAUCUUGGAAAUCGUGGUGUGUCCUCAGGAGAAUGUGCAGUAUCUUGUAACAACUAAUUAUAAUGCAAAUUAGGGCUCCAUUGUGAUACACUUUAAUGAAAAUGAUAAAUCAGUGUAUUGACAAGCUGGGACACCUGUGAUAUCUUUAAUUGUGUCUCCUUCAGAACUUUGUUGCUUCUGGUGCAAUAUGAGGUGCGGAAGAACAUUAUGUUUACUCUGGGGCCUGGGAGAGCGUAAUUUCCUAGAGCGGUUUGUCGACUGUGUGUGAAAUUGGGAGCAGGUAUGACGGAUGACACCCACAGGAAGCCACCACCUGACGACACUUGGAAGUGAUCGUCUUUCACAUCACAGGCAUCACACUUUGUAGAGAUGCACGAACAGUUGAACUUAGAAGCAGCGGUAUUGGCUUUAUGUAAUAAAGGAAGCGUUUUUAACUU
Molecule: messenger RNA, 1623 nt
Organism: Ceratotherium simum simum (southern white rhinoceros)
Lineage: Eukaryota; Metazoa; Chordata; Mammalia; Perissodactyla; Rhinocerotidae
Gene: DSTN
Product: destrin, actin depolymerizing factor
Biological process (GO): actin filament depolymerization
Cellular component (GO): actin cytoskeleton
Molecular function (GO): actin binding
Source: RefSeq, a predicted model, not a curated record